GUGCUCUCCAUUCCCAACCCAUAUUUGCAUAUUAAGAAAUUUUCUAGAAAUUUCUUGAUUUGCUCUUUAGUUUUCCCAUUACUUAUUUCUAUGCCCCUAUAUGACUUAUAUACUUUGUUCUUCAUAUCUGUUAUGUCACUUUCUAAUUCCCUCUCCAUCUCUCGUAUUUCCCUCUGUUUUAAAUUCUUGUUUCCUCCCUCUUUCUCUACAGACUUUCAAUCUCCCACCAUCACUUGUUUUAUUUUCCUACCAGGUGUGACAUCCCCUGUUUUUCUUCUCUGCACCCUCUGUGCAUCUAAUCUUCUGUUCUUCUGGCUUCAUGCUGAGUAUCAGGGGUUUCCUUUUGCAAGGACCUCUGAAUACUUGGGUUUCGCUCCCUGGAUAAUCAGGUGUUGCAUGGUCAUGAGAUCGGUAGUUGCUUCUUUUUUGAGUUUGCAAUGAUCACAGCAUUUGGAUUUGUAUGUAUCAUUGUAUGUCUACUGUCUUCCACAGUUAUUGUACCCUCUGUUCUGUGUAGCCCUUUUUUGAUAUUGUGAGCCUCUCUUGUAACCUUGCUCAUAUUUUACUUUCAUGGGACAGAAUCUGACUGUGUCCCACUUUUUGGCAUAAAUAGCAUUUUCCAUUAUCUCUUUUCCCCUUUGCUUGAUAUUGUGAUCUUUGGUGUGGGAAGGUCCUGAUUGUAGCAAGAUUUUUUACCUCCUCUAUCUCUUUCUGUCUGAGGGUUUCCUUAGUCUCUUCUGGUUUCUACUUCAAUUCCUCCUUUUCUUUCUGCUUCUCUGUAUGGGUCUCAUGCAAAUAUGUGGCAGAGUCUCUCAGGUCUUGGAGGGAUAAAGAUUUGAAAUUCCAGCAAAAGUUCUUCAAAAUAUGUUUGAUAUUUUGGACACACCCUUUCAAAAAUUGCCUCUUAACAUAACAUGGGGAAUGGCUUCCUGGCUAUCCUGAGUAUACCCCAAUAUAGCCUCAGCAUUCUCCAUCAGUCUGUUAAUAUAGACAGAUGGAUGCUCUGUCUGCUCCUGCCUCAGUCUAUUGAAUUUUCCCCAAGCAUUUGGUCUAUUGCAAAAUGUUUUGAUUCCUUCUAAUAAGUCUUCCUAUGUCUUUCUUAAAUAUGUCAAGUUUGAAGGUCUGGAAAAAUCCAGAUCUUCAAAAUAUUCUGGCCAGUUCAUUAGGUUAUUAUCCUCCUUUAUCCUCUUAGUGAACUUAAUGCUUCUGGGGACUAAAUAGUUCUGAAAGUAGGGUUUCUAUAUCUUGGAAACUGGGGUCAUGUAAUUUAAAUGAUCUUUUCAAAUCUCUUAAACAUUUGAAUGGUUCAGAGCAAAAUUUUGGCAUUCUCCAUUUCAGGGAAUUCAAGUCUUGGAUGCUGAAAGACUUAUGUACCUUCAUAUGGAAAACGCCAGAGUCUGGGGUAACUUUGGCAUAAUCCCUGAGAGGCAUGAUCUUUUGUGCCCCCUGGGACUUCCUCAGCCUCAGUGUUUGUCUGAUUGUCCACCAUUAUUUUUUUGGUGCACAACCCUACUUUUAGGGCUCUUGUAAUAUGUGUCUCAGUGUCCUUGCAUUUGUCUUUGUCAUCAGUAUUUUUAAUAUCCUCUUCUGUGACUAGCUCCUUUCCAUUCCCCAGUUUCUCAUUCUUUUUCAUUGUGAAUUCCUGGCACAUCUCAGUAAUUGUUGCCAUUUGGGAGAACAAUAGCUCUAGUCUAUUAUCUGUGUUGUUGUGGUACUAUAUAAUUGCCAGAGACCACUGUGGUAUCAUAGCCAGCUGGGAGGGUUAGCCAUUUUGUAGAUAGUUCCAGUGAUAUUUGGUCCCAAUAUUUUGUAAUGCUGAUUGCUGCCCCUACCAUAUCAUUGAUUAUGCUAGUGAUGGUGCCAAAUAUAGACGAAUACCAAUGUGCCAAAAUGGCUACCACCAGUAAAGUCCAUAGAGCUUUCUGGAGCAUUUUGUAUCUUUUUUCCUAUAUUUCCCCUCACUCAGUUAUUUGUGUUAGUCUUUCUUCUUUAUAGAAACCAAGAUGUCUCCUUAGAUCUCUGUAUGUACUUUAGAAUUCUUAUACCCCCCCAAGAUGGCUGUCCUGCCCCUUUACUUCCAAUUGCCAGGAAUGACUGUUGGCAAUGGAUUCUUUUGUAAUCUGGAGUGCCACUGUAAUAGAGAAGGAGAAAGGGAUGGAGUCCCUCACCACUGAGUUCAGGACCAGAGUGUGGUAGAGAUGAAGUAGAGUUAAAGAGUGGAGAGAGAGGAUAGAUAGUUGUCCCCUCUCCUUCCUCAAUAAACUCACAAUAACUGUCUUCAGGGUUACUGACUACUUUUAUUCAGAGGCAGGGCUGAAGUAAAUCCAGGACUAAACAGCUUCUUCUUCCUCGAGGAGGAAAUAUAGUUCUCCUCCCCAAACCUUCUAGUCCCUCUCCCUGAAUAUUAUGCAGGCACUAGAUCUAUAGAAUAUUUGAGGAACACACAAAGGGUAAGGUAAGUGAGAUUGAGGGAUAAGGCACUGGGAAAUGGGAAAUAGGAAGUCCCUAAAACCUAAAAAUUGAACCCCUCCCCAAAUUCUGCAGGGUCAGGCUUGCCUGACUCUCUGGGGUCAAUUGUGAAAGCUGUCUUGACUUUUUAACUGUCCUAAUUAUACUAUGAAGUUCAAGAGCUACUUUGGAGGGAUGGAGAGUAAAUCUUCCUGGGAUAGAGAGUUUUAUAUCCAAAGUCCUAUCCACUCUUAUUGUCUUCUGCUGGAUUCGGGGAGUCUGAUUCACACAAAGAUGACCAGGGCUCAAGGUGCUUUCAAAGCAACCUUCCUGAAGGGCUUCCAGAAGAGAAGUGAAGUUAACUGCCUGGAUCUUUUCAGCUCUUCUUUGCUCUUUCUCUGGAAUUCUCUGUUCCUCUUGCCCUACCCCCACUUGUCUUGUUCCUCUGGCAGCUGGCAUCUAAGUUUCCUCUCAUAAAAGAUAUAAGAUAAACUGUACCUUAAAUACUUCCUAGAAAUGGGGUCAAACAAAUUUGUUUUCUUCUGUGUGGGUGGAUUUUCCCCUUUUGGAUUCAGGAAAUGCCUUGUUCAAUGACCACAGAAGAUGCUAAUACUGGGAAUUCUUAGAACAGCAAGUAUCUUACUUCAACCACAGGAAGCAUGUUGUGUCUGCCAUUUAUUCUCUAAGGUGCCUGUGUCAGUGGCCAUGAUGACUCCCCAGGUGAUCACCCCUCAGCAAAUGCAGCAGAUUCUUCAGCAGCAAGUACUGUCUCCUCAGCAGCUCCAAGCACUUCUUCAGCAGCAACAAGCAGUCAUGUUACAGCAGUCAAAAUGGUUUAUUCAGCAACAACUACAAGAGUUUUACAAGAAACAGCAAGAACAGUUACAUCUUCAGCUUUUGCAGCAGCAGCAGCAGCAACAGCAGCAGCAGCAGCAGCAGCAGCAGCAGCAGCAGCAGCAGCAGCAACAGCAACAGCAGCAGCAGCAACAGCAACAGCAGCAGCAGCAGCAACAACAGCAUCCGGGAAAGCAAGCAAAAGAGCAACAGCAGCAACAGCAGCAGUUGGCAGCACAGCAGCUUGUCUUCCAGCAACAGCUCCUCCAGAUGCAACAGCUCCAGCAGCAGCAACAUCUGCUGAAUCUCCAGCGUCAGGGACUCAUUUCCAUCCCACCUGGCCAGUCUGCUCUUCCUGUCCAGUCUCUGCCACAAGCUGGCUUAAGUCCUGCUGAGAUUCAGCAGUUAUGGAAAGAAGUGACUGGAGUUCACAGUAUGGAAGACAAUGGCAUUAAACAUGGAGGGCUAGACCUCACUACUAACAAUUCCUCCUCUACUACCUCCUCCACCACUUCCAAAGCAUCACCACCAAUAACUCAUCAUUCUCUAGUGAAUGGACAGUCUUCAGUUCUAAAUGCAAGACGAGACAGCUCGUCACAUGAGGAGACUGGGGCCUCUCAUACGCUCUACGGCCAUGGAGUGUGCAAAUGGCCUGGCUGUGAAAGCAUUUGUGAAGAUUUUGGACAGUUUUUAAAGCACCUUAACAAUGAACAUGCUUUGGAUGACAGAAGUACCGCUCAGUGUCGGGUGCAAAUGCAGGUUGUGCAACAGUUAGAAAUACAGCUUUCUAAAGAACGUGAGCGUCUUCAAGCAAUGAUGACCCACUUGCACAUGCGACCCUCAGAGCCCAAACCAUCUCCAAAACCUCUAAAUCUGGUGUCUAGUGUCACCAUGUCGAAGAACAUGUUGGAGACAUCCCCACAGAGCUUACCUCAAACCCCUACCACACCAACGGCCCCAGUCACCCCGAUUACCCAGGGACCCUCAGUAAUCACCCCAGCCAGUGUGCCCAAUGUGGGAGCCAUACGAAGGCGACAUUCAGACAAAUACAACAUUCCCAUGUCAUCAGAAAUUGCCCCCAACUAUGAGUUUUAUAAAAAUGCAGAUGUCAGACCUCCAUUUACUUAUGCAACUCUCAUAAGGCAGGCUAUCAUGGAAUCAUCUGACAGGCAGUUAACACUUAAUGAAAUUUACAGCUGGUUUACACGGACAUUUGCUUACUUCAGGCGUAAUGCAGCAACUUGGAAGAAUGCAGUACGUCAUAAUCUUAGCCUACACAAGUGUUUUGUUCGAGUAGAAAACGUGAAAGGAGCAGUAUGGACAGUGGAUGAAGUAGAGUACCAGAAGAGAAGGUCACAAAAGAUAACAGGAAGUCCAACAUUAGUGAAAAACAUACCUACCAGUUUAGGCUAUGGAGCAGCUCUUAAUGCAAGUUUGCAGGCUGCCCUGGCAGAGAGUAGUUUACCUUUGCUUAGUAACCCAGGACUGAUAAAUAACGCAUCCAGUGGUUUACUGCAGGCAGUCCACGAAGACCUCAAUGGUUCUUUGGAUCACAUUGACAGUAAUGGAAACAGUAGUCCAGGCUGCUCUCCCCAGCCUCACAUACAUUCAAUCCAUGUCAAGGAAGAGCCAGUGAUUGCAGAGGAUGAAGACUGCCCAAUGUCCUUAGUGACAACAGCAAAUCACAGUCCAGAAUUAGAAGAUGAUAGAGAGAUUGAAGAAGAGCCUUUAUCUGAAGAUCUGGAAUGAAUAAAGACUUGAGAAACCUCAUAAUGAAGGGACAUAUCACUGACCUUCAUAACCACUCCACAACCAUGAAUAUUUGACAAAUUUUUACUGUGACUAUUUAUUAAGCAUGGAUAAAGGAGACAGCCCUAAAGGAACUUAUUACGCCAGCCCUUUGGGAUCCAGUAACAACAGGCAAAUUGCUUGUUUUCUUCUUCUUCUUCUUUUUUUUAGAAAAAAAAGACAAAAACUGAUUUUCUUGAAAAAAAAAAUAAACUGUUCUUUCUAUAAUGGCUUUGCCCAUUUAAAAAAUGUGGCUAUUAAGGGUUCAUGAAAUGACUGAAUAUGAGGAUACAUGUUCUGUAGAAAGCAAACGCGCCUCAUAUACUGCCAAAAAUAGUGUUAGUUUCAUUAAUGUGAAUUUUCCAGCAUACAGUAGUUGUAAUGUUAGAAACAAUUGCUGGUCAAGUUCAACUUGUUGCUAUUGUUUUUAAUUUGCACAGGAGUAGUAUCAGAAAUUAGUGUCACUGCUUGUAUCUAGCUGAAUUUUAAACAACAGAACAUUAGUUUUUUAUGUUGGUGCCACCAACUGUAAAUGACAUGAGUUAGUUAUUACAAACCACAGUAAUUAGACUGUUGCAACCAUCUAAAAACCUUAGGCUUCCAGUCUGUGCGGUUAGUGUUCAGAUGUAAAGUGCAAUCCUAAGCUAACAUUGUCCGUGCAAGCACCAUAGAAACAUUUGCAUAUCUGCAUAUUAUCUUACAACUGUACUCUCUUACCUCCUUGUGAUAAAGCUUUGUCUACCUGCAAACACAGUCAAAGGCUACAGCUGCAAACCAAAGCCAACUCUAACAAUGGCCAAUAGCUCCACGACAGAAGCAGCCACAUGCUUUGGUCAGCCUUCUGUAACUUUAAUUAGUACAAAGGAACCUUUCCAUGAACUACCUGCUGUUUUCUGAUGACCUCUGGGAUCUUUUCAUUUAGCCCUAUACAAAGAAACAAAUAUGACACAACAAAUCCAAACAAAAAAGUCAAUCCAGUCACAGUCUAAUCUUCUGAGGCCAAAAGCCAAUCUAAACGCAAUGAAGAUUUGCUUUCAUUUAAGACAGAGGUGAGAACAAAGUCUGCAGUGGAAGUUAUGAUAGAAAGCAACAAAAUGUGGAUCACUGACCAAAAUGAUUAUGUACUUGAUGCAAAUGCAGAUUGCAUAUUGUUAUAUAUAAUACAUUGUGUUUCUGCUCUCCCUCCCUGUGCCCUCCCAACCUUCCCCUUCCCCCAUUCAGUCAGUUAUUUUCUGUGGUGAAUACAUGUUGUUAGAAGCUGUCUUGUAUGGUCUUAAUCUUUGUUGUGUACUAUUUUUUAUAGUCUUAAGUUAUAAUGAAAAAAAAAAGUAGGAACCAAACAUAAAAGGUCUAGUAAAGCCAAAAAUUAAUUUCAUAUUGAUUUUAAAGUGAUCUAGCUGAGUUUUUACACUGAAAGCAAAGAUUAUAGCAAUUGUAGUCCAUGGUAUUUAUUUUCAGUCAAACCAAAGUUACAUAUAAUUCUGCCUCUGCUUAUAUGGGAUAUUAACACUAACAAUACACUCCCUUCAGAAGACUUGCACAGGCCAAAUUGUUGGAAUGCUGGUUUUCUUGACAACUCCAAACCCAAAAAAAAUAUGAUAAUGCGUUAUGGUGUAGUUGAAAAUAGCAUAGUCAGAUGUUUGCUUAAAACCUAGAAACUUUCCGUGUUGCUUUUCAUGUGCUGUGCCAAGUCUUGAUAAUACUUUUUCCCCCAACCAAGGGACCUCAUAACCUGAUUAUGGUUAUUGCUUUACAAACAGUUUUUGACAGAAGGUGGCUGCUAGAGCUUAACAUAUGUACCAGUUCCAUGUGAUGGGGCUGGUUCUUGCAAACUAAGCUCAUCAUUUAUUCUUUGCUGGAGUCAGCAAAUAGACUUAAAGAGAUACACAGUCAUCUAUCACGCCAAAUAAAAGGACAUAACGGCUUUCAAAAGGGUUUUCCCACUUACCCAAAAGGCUUUCUGAAAGCUUCUACCUCUGCAAAAAAAAAAUGAAAAAAAAUGAAAAAAAAAAGAAAAAGAAAAAAAAAGAAAUUAGAACAAUUAUGGCAGAUUGCAUGAAAUGUGAGAACGUCACAGUAACUGCUACUUUUCAUUAUGUUUGUCUUUGGGUCAUGAUCAACAAAAGGGUUACAGUUUCAAAAGAGAGAUUGGGAUUGUAAAAAGAUGGUUUUCAGGCAUUUAGGAGGAGUCUAAUGUAAGGAUUCUCUGAAAAAGAAAAUGGGUCUCUCCAGUCACAUUCACAAGAUAAAUGAUGGACUGGAUGGGGGUAGAUGUGGUAACUGUCCCAUCAAGAAGGUGGCCUAAGACUACAAUGCUAAAGUAUGCAUACCUCAGUUACAAAACUUUUGAAAGGAAGUCUCAGCCACAGAAUGCAUAUACCUGUAGAGUUUUGCAUGGGUUUUAUAUAAAUACAAUUUAAAAGAAAAUAGCUGCUUGCACAUUAUACCAGAAAAACCUCCAAAACUGCAAUUGCUUUGAAAAUAGAUUUUAGGUUUUUUGGAGUUUUCUGAGAUGCUUGGUCUGUAUUUUGAUAAUUGUGCAUAUUAUGUAAAAAUGUUGGUGGACCCAUAAAUGACCAGACUUUUUCUAAGAAAAAUGUUGCUUUAAUGCAUUUCAUGAAUUUUUACUCUUAUAUCAUUGCUUGCUAGUAAUAGCAAAUCUGCUUUUCUGCAUCUGCUUUGCGUAGCUAUUGUAAGGCUUUGAACUAAUGUAUGUAUUUAUUGCUUGAACUUCUGUGCAUACCUUAUAAAGCAUAAUGUCUGACAAUUUAAAUGGCUCAUGUAUUCUUGCUUCUAUCAUAAGCUGAUGAUGGGGACUAUUGAUCUUUUGUAUACAGCAAAUUUUAACUGUAGCACAAACAUCUGUUUAUGUAUUGGUGAAAUAUACCUGUUUUAUUUAUCUUUUUGAGGUAAACUAAUUUUUGAUACUUUUCAUUACUGUGUACUAUGUUCAUACCUUGAAUUCUCUGACGUUAGAAGUCAUGGUUGAGAAUUGUAACAGCUGUUAUAUCCGUUCUGUAUUCAUGGCUUUCACUGCUGAAUAAAAUAAAGGACCAAACCUAGGAUUUGAAAGAAAACUGUCUACCUCUAACACCAGGGAGUUAUCAGAUUUUAUUUUACAUAGUUUUAGUCUACAAAGACACAAUUGCUUAAACCUAGUGGGCUUAAGGCUUAUAUUCUGUGUGGUUGGAUUCAUGGCACAGUUGUACUGUUUGAAAAUCAAUUAAAAUUUCAUGUGAAUGUUACAAGUAUUUGGUAGAAUUACCACUAACUGGGUUUUCUGUAGAUAACUCAGAUAUGGAGACACUAUCAUCAGCAUUCUGUGUCUACAGCUGCUUAACUUCAUAAGAAUGCAUUUCUUUGUGAUUAGGGACUCAAGAACAGUCAGAGAAUAGAGCUACAGAACUACACUUUAAAAUAAACCAUCCUGGACUUUAAUGUCCCUUGGCAGAUUCAGUCACAAAAUCCAACAGUCUGUUUUCUAAAGUUCCUCCAGUCGCGCGCAUUCACAUUUUGGAGAAUUUACUUUAGGCUUUAGACCAUGUACACCAAUAUUAACAUGCAUUUGGACAUUCUAGGUUUAUAAAUACCAUAAAACUAUUAGGAACAACAUGGUUUGCCCUUGUUAUUUCACUAGUUCAAGUCAGUGUGAAAGGUCUUUGUCCAUUCAAUUUGGCAAAUCUUACUGAGCAAAAAGGAUGUACAUUUUACUAUAGAAUUAAUGUAUGAACAGUGUGUUACUGCUGUUGGUUGUAAAAAAAUGUAUAUGAAACAUUUCAUUCAUUUGCUUACAUUUCUGAAGUAUAAAUAAAAAGUCUAAUUCUUUUU
Monodelphis domestica (gray short-tailed opossum) is the source of this 8898-nucleotide messenger RNA. Lineage: Eukaryota; Metazoa; Chordata; Mammalia; Didelphimorphia; Didelphidae. The record is from RefSeq and is a predicted model, not a curated record.